AUGGAUAACAGAGGUUAUAAACCUAGAAGCUUUGGUUUUACAAGAGAAGUUAAAAGAUAUCAUACACGACGAAUUCAACCAAUUAACGAUGAAGAUGAUAUAGUAUCAACGAAUACCGUUGAACGAUAUUCACCAACAAAUAUAGCUGAAUCAUAUUCAUCAACAAAUGCACGACUGCAAUCAAAUGAUUCAUUACUUGAAACAAAUCAAGAUUAUACACAACAAAAGAAAGUUUCAUAUGAUGAUGACACACCUGCUUUAUCAACUACCUCUAUAACAGGCUUGUUUAUUGCUGGUGGCAUACUUAUAGGUAUUACUAUUUUGAUUGUAGUACCAACUGUAGUUGGAAUUAUUGUUACACGAAAUCCUACAGUGAUAGAUGGUACUACAUCAUCGACAAUUGCUCCUACAGUUAUUACGGCUUAUUGGAGUUUCGAUAAUGAUGCAAAUGAUUUAUAUGCAACUUACAAUGGUACUCUUGUAAAUGGUGCAACAUUUUCAAACAGCACUUAUUUUGAUUAUGGUUAUAAUUUAGCAUUAAAUAAUUCAUUGAAUCAAUCUGUUACUAUUACAAGUCCAUUCUUUAAUUUAUCUUAUACAAGUUUUACUGUUGAAGCAUGGAUUUAUGGUUAUACACUUACAGGUGAUCAACCAAUAUUUUCUCAAUGUCAAUGUAAUUCAUGUCAAGAUCAAUGUCUUUAUUUAAUUAUUCGAAGUCAUAAAAUGUAUAUGGGUUUUAUGUUAGAUGAUGUGAUUGGUUCAACAUCAUUAUCGACUAAUACAUGGUAUCAUGUUGCAUAUGUAUAUGAUUAUUCAAGUCAAACACAAUCAAUUUAUUUACAAGGUGUUCUUGAUGGUACACAAACAUCAGCUGGUCCUUAUCAAGGUCAAAAUGGAUCAAUAUUUAUAGGAUCAUCAGUUUUAUCUUCAAAUUCAUUUUAUGGUUAUAUUGAUAAUUUGAAAUUAACAACAAGAGCUAAAUCAUCUAGUGAAAUUCUUACUGAUGCUUCAUUAGUUACUUAUUUCUCAUUUGAUGGUUCAACAUUAACACAAGAUAUGGGGCCUAAUCAAUUGAAUGGUACAAUAUCAAAUGCUGCUGCAGUUAGUGGAAAAGUUGGUCAAGGUUUAGCUUUUAGUGGGUCAACAUCGUCUUACUUUCAAGCAUCAGGAUUUUAUCAAUUAGGUCAGUCAAACAAACCAUUUUCAUUUUCCAUGUGGAUAUAUCCAUACUCAAUUACUGGUGGAGUAUUAAUUCAGAAAACAAUAUUGCAAAGUGCCAGUGGUGGUUGGUGUUAUACUCUGAUGGGUAUUACGUCUUUCGGCCAAAUUGUAAUGAUCAUUUACGAUUCUUUUGUACCAACAAUUGUUGGUCCCUUUUUAACAGUUCGUACGUGGACUCAUCUUGGUUAUACAUAUAGUACAACAAAUGGUCUUCGAAUGUACAUCAAUGGCCAGUUAUCUGGUACUACUGGACCAGUAUCAUGGUCGUCAUCGUCUAGGAUUGACUGGCUCAGUAUUGGCUGUUAUGUACCCAGUUAUUGUGGACCAGGUGUAAUAAGUGCUGUUCCUUAUUUAGGUGCCAUUGAUGAGUUUUAUGUCUAUCGCCGAGAACUGAGUGCUAGUGAAAUACUUGCUUUAGCCAAUCCAUAA
Molecule: messenger RNA, 1650 nt
Organism: Rotaria sp. Silwood1
Lineage: Eukaryota; Metazoa; Rotifera; Eurotatoria; Philodinida; Philodinidae
Source: the annotation of a GenBank genome assembly